UUAUGACACUAACCAAAUUGAAUAAUGCACGAAGGCCCAGUAACGAAAAAGAAUAAAGUAUGUGCUAGGGGAGGAAGUCACAUCUUAUGAAGAUAGGUUUAAAAAAUUUCAUGAGUAAGGUAAUAUGUACUAAAUUACUUUAUACCUUAUAUUCUAACCUUAACCCUAACUCUAAGCCUAACACUUACUCCAACCAUACCUGGCCUAUAUCUACAGCUAUUAAUACAACCCUGUAUACACCCAAUCCCUAAUCCAAAUCCAAAGCCUAGCGCUAACCAUAUCUGGCCUGUAUCAGCAGCUAUGAAUAUAUUCCUCUAUAUACCCAAUCCCUAAUCCAAAUCCUAAUCCUAACGCUAACAAUACGUACCUUGCCUAUAUCUGCAGCAAAUGAACGAACGAGUGAGGCAAGCCGCCAUCUUGAAAGGUGGCAAAAUUGACGAUAUUUACGACUAAAAAGCACUCUUCCAACCUUCUUUUCUUGGUAUGGAGUUUGCAGGUAUCCACGAAACAUGUUACAACUCCACUAUGAAGUGUGAUGUUGAUAUCCGUAAGGAUCUUUACGCUAACACCGUUCUCUCUGGUGGGUCCACCAUGUAUCCUGCUAUUGCUGACAGAAUGCAGAAGGAAAUCACUGCUCUUGCCCCUCCCUCAAUGAAAAUCAAGGUUAUUGCUCCACCAGAAAGAAAAUACUCUGUCUGGAUUGGUGGCUCCAUUUUGGCCUCUCUUUCCACCUUCCAACAGAUGUGGAUCUCGAAACAAGAAUACGACGAAUCUGGACCUUCGAUUGUUCACAGGAAAUGCUUCUAGAUUGCUUUUGACGUUUAAUAGUUAAUUAAAAAUAUAUGAUAGAGUUUGUUUAUUUUUAUUUUUAUCCCAACGCUUUCGUAUCAAAGGUCCGCAUUAAAAAAAGGGAAAAUAUUAUGGAGUUUGUUGACUAACGUAGCAUUAAAGUUUAAAUAAAUAAAGCUUUUGUUGGUUUUAUUUACUUCCUUCGUUUGUAUAAAGACCUGAUUUUCAAGUGUUCUUUAUUUAUAUCUGUAAAGUUAUUUGAAUUUUAAUUUGUCAAAUUUUGAAGAUUGAACACAUAAUUGAACAACAA
Messenger RNA from Xenia sp. Carnegie-2017, 1099 nucleotides. RefSeq names its product actin, cytoskeletal 3. Lineage: Eukaryota; Metazoa; Cnidaria; Anthozoa; Malacalcyonacea; Xeniidae. The coding region runs from base 484 to 807 and encodes 107 amino acids. The record is from RefSeq and is a predicted model, not a curated record. The transcript has a single exon.